Messenger RNA from Sinocyclocheilus grahami, 763 nucleotides. Its product is annotated as E3 ubiquitin-protein ligase RNF19A-like. The transcript has 5 exons. The record is from RefSeq and is a predicted model, not a curated record. Lineage: Eukaryota; Metazoa; Chordata; Actinopteri; Cypriniformes; Cyprinidae. The annotation marks the transcript as partial.
UACAGAAAUUGAAUAAAGUAAUCAAAUGCAAAAUUCAACACUGUAUGAAUAAAAGUGAUAAGUGAUUUUUGUCUUUCUCUUGUUUGUUUCUAAAUCGAAUGCUCUCUAAUCAACUGACACAUUGUGGUUUGUACCAAAUCUUCAAACCAAGUAUGAAAACAUCCUAAAUCUCGUAACUGUCAACCAGCAGUGGUUUUAACCGCUCUUUCUGUGUCUCUCUAAGCCGAUGACAUAAAGCCAUGUCCCCGCUGUGCGGCCUACAUCAUCAAGAUGAAUGAUGGGAGCUGUAAUCACAUGACCUGCGCUGUGUGCGGCUGUGAGUUCUGCUGGCUGUGUAUGAAGGAGAUCUCUGACCUGCACUACUUAAGUCCUUCAGGAUGCACAUUCUGGGGUAAGAAGCCUUGGAGCAGGAAGAAGAAAAUCCUGUGGCAGUUGGGCACACUUGUGGGCGCUCCGGUUGGCAUUGCACUGAUUGCUGGCAUUGCCAUACCUGCAAUGAUCAUUGGGAUUCCUGUGUAUGUGGGCAGAAAGGGGAAGGACAUCUCCAAGCACAAGAGAAACCUUGUCAUAGCUGGCGGGGUGACAUUGUCAGUGAUCGUGUCUCCAGUGGUUGCUGCCGUCACUGUUGAUCUUAAAACUGCUAAAGUAUCUAACAUCAACCAAUGCGGUGGUUGCGGCGUGUCUGCGGGGAAUGGUAAAGGUGUGCGCAUUGAGUUCGAUGACGAGAACGACAUGAACGUGGGCACCGGAGCUGCUGUGACUG